Penicillium maclennaniae is the source of this 255-nucleotide messenger RNA. RefSeq names its product YCII-like protein. The record is from RefSeq and is a predicted model, not a curated record. NCBI's taxonomy places the organism in Eukaryota, Fungi, Ascomycota, Eurotiomycetes, Eurotiales, Aspergillaceae. Bases 1 to 255 code for a protein of 84 amino acids. The transcript is spliced from 3 exons.
AUGCCAGAUAAUCCCAACGUCUUGAAAUUGAGGAAACAGGUCAAGGGGCAAGUCUUCUGUGCCAUUUUCAAAGAACAUCCUCAAGAAGGAAAGGAAGCACAAUUCCAGGGCAGCGUGGUCGUAUACACCGGCGAGAGCGCCGAAGAAGUUCGAGAUAUCAUCAUGGACGACAUUUACGCAAGAAGUGGUGUGUGGGACAUUGAAAGGAUUGAGAUCAUGCCCUAUGUACCUGCAGUUCGCCUGCCACUCCCUUGA